AUGGAUCCUGGAAGGCGAGCCAUGAUCGCGGACUCGAGAGGCUCAUCGUCUGGCCGUCGAGAACCCACGGCGCCGCGAUCCGAUUCAGGCAACCGCGUGUCCAAACCGAGCCGACCAGGUCCAUCGACGACCGCACGCAAUGCCGCCAAAUACCUGAGCCAGGACGAGCAGUCACGGCAGUUCGUGGCCGACGAGGACAAGUUCGUGCUGAAGCAGGCGAAGAAGAAGGCUGACAUCCGGGUGCGCGAGGGACGGGCGAAGCCGAUCGAUGUCCUGGCCUUCAACCUGCGCUACAUCGACGCGGACCGCGACGCCUUCGAUGACGACGAAAUCGACGAUGAGAUCGAGGUGGAUGCACCGACAAAGGUCAUACAAGAUCUGUCUUCUGCCGCGCAGAUCUCCGAGCUCGAUUCGAACAUUGUGUCAUACCAUGUGCUGGAGACGGACUCGCGAAACCGUCGGUACUGGGAGGCCCUGCGGACGCUGUGCGCAGAUCGGAGGGCCAAGUUGGACCCGCAGGGACAUGAGGGGAGAGUGGUCAACAGCGUUGCGGACGACAUUGACAAGAUUCUGGCGCCCAAGUCGUUUGAUCAGCUCGAGACCCUGGAGCAGCAGAUCAAGGCCAAGCUGCGGUCCAAUGAGGACAUUGAUACGGACUACUGGGAGCAAUUGCUCCGCAGCCUCAGGGUAUGGAAGGCCAAAGCCACGCUGGCUCGCAUAGCGGAGGACAUUGAAACCAAGAAGAAGGAGCGGCUUGCAAGCCAGGUGCCUCGCUCAACAGAGACAUCCAAGAACAGCGGCCUGUCCGCCGGCGGUAUGGGCAUCAGCAGCCAUAGUUCAGGUGGCGCCAAGGCCCCAGCAAGCAAAGCGGAUGCAUUUGAAACCAGGAACGAGGACGAUUCUCAAGCCACCAUGGCGCUAUACGACAGAGAAGCGGCACGUGGAGUAUCUGAAAACGAAGAGGUUUUUGCGGCUGAAGAGGCCCUGCCGGACGGCUCGAAACCCCCGCAGUGGACAGACAAGUAUCAGGCUCGCAAGCCUAGGUAUUUCAACCGCGUGCAGAUGGGCUACGAAUGGAACAAGUACAACCAGACGCACUACGACCAUGAUAACCCCCCUCCCAAGGUGGUGCAGGGAUACAAGUUCAACAUCUUCUACCCGGAUUUGGUAGACAAGACCAAGGCCCCGACAUUCAAAAUCAUCCGCGAGCACGGCAGGCGUCGCGGAGAAUCGUUUGCUGCCGCGGGCGAAGUAGACACUUGUCUCAUCCGCUUCAUCGCGGGACCUCCGUACGAAGACAUUGCGUUCCGCAUUGUCGACCGUGAAUGGGACUAUAGUGCCAAGAAGGAGCGUGGCUUUAGAAGCUCAUUCGACAAGGGAAUCUUACAAUUGCACUUUCAGUUUAAAAAGAUCUUUUACAGAAAAUAA
Messenger RNA from Trichoderma breve, 1428 nucleotides. Its product is annotated as conserved mid region of cactin domain-containing protein. The coding region runs from base 1 to 1428 and encodes 475 amino acids. The transcript has 3 exons. NCBI's taxonomy places the organism in Eukaryota, Fungi, Ascomycota, Sordariomycetes, Hypocreales, Hypocreaceae. The record is from RefSeq and is a predicted model, not a curated record. Gene Ontology annotation, biological process: mRNA cis splicing, via spliceosome. Gene Ontology annotation, molecular function: protein binding. Gene Ontology annotation, cellular component: spliceosomal complex; cytoplasm.